UAGACAAAAUAAAAUUAAUAAUCACAUCUACUCAAAAACAAAAAAAAUCAUUUAAUUAUUAUAGUUAUAAAAAAGAAAAAAAUGUUUAAUUACUAUGGUAGGAAUCGUUGGACCUCCUCCUCCUCCUCCUCCUCUCCUAGUAGCAUCACCUUCAACUCCUCCAACUCCAAGUACUACGUCCAAUUCGGAGGUAGGAGGAUCGAGACCAUGGUGACCGACAGAGCCGCCGUGGCCAACGAGUGGGUGGCCCACGUCCGCUUGAAGCACGCCGGCCACGGCGAGCCGACGGUCGUGGUGGGUCUGGACAACGAGUGGCGGCCCCACCCGGUCCGGUACAUGAGCAACAAAUCCGCCACCCUGCAGCUAUGCAUAGACGAGGACUGCCUCAUCCUCCAGCUCUUCCACAUGGACAGGGUCCCAGAAGAGCUGAAGGAGUUCCUCGCGGACCCCACGUUCGUGUUCGUUGGGGUUGAGGUGGCGGACGAUGUUCGCAAGCUGAGGGAGGAGUACGGGCUGGUGUGCGCGAGGAGCGAGGACAUCCGGGAGCUGGCGAAGCGGAAAUGGCCGGGCCGGUUCAGCCGGCCGGGCCUGAAGGAUCUGGCGAGCGAGGUGUGUGGGCUCCACAUGCCGAAACCGAAACACGUGUGCAUGAGUAACUGGGAAGUGAGGGAGUUGAGCUCAGCUCAGGUUGAGUAUGGAUGCAUCGAUGCCUAUGCUUCUUAUAAGAUUGGACACCUUCUAAUCUUGGAAAAUAAUUAAGUAUCACUAGUAUUGUUUUUAAUUUAUUUCCUGAUCAAAGAAUAAAAAAUACUCCCUCCCCCACACACUUUUUACCCGGUCAAACUUUAAUCACUUUCUUUACCUAUUUUCAUUAGGUAUUUGAUAAAAUAAUAUAGUCUUGUCACCACU
Messenger RNA from Cuscuta campestris, 909 nucleotides. NCBI's taxonomy places the organism in Eukaryota, Viridiplantae, Streptophyta, Magnoliopsida, Solanales, Convolvulaceae. The record is from the annotation of a GenBank genome assembly.